Messenger RNA from Plectropomus leopardus (leopard coralgrouper), 2601 nucleotides. It is a transcript of the gene twnk, whose product is annotated as twinkle mtDNA helicase. Gene Ontology annotation, cellular component: mitochondrion. Gene Ontology annotation, molecular function: ATP binding; single-stranded DNA binding; 5'-3' DNA helicase activity. NCBI's taxonomy places the organism in Eukaryota, Metazoa, Chordata, Actinopteri, Perciformes, Serranidae. The record is from RefSeq and is a predicted model, not a curated record. Gene Ontology annotation, biological process: mitochondrial DNA replication.
CGCACCGAAAAGCCCGGGUUUGGAGGAGCAUGGUGCAAGAUGAGGGCAGACAAAAGAGGCUAAGUUGACUGUAUUAACCAGGUAACUCAUGUGGAGGAGUUUGCUGUUUAGGGGCACCACCUGUGUCAGGCAGGUGGCAGCCCAAAAGUUUCUCCACCAGAGACACUGUCCUCCCCUCUGUGUGAGACCUUUCUCCCACAGACUCCUUCAUAGACCUCCAUGUGCUUCACAGCCGUUGGGUACAGGCUAUUUCCUGGCACACAGCGGGACCUGGGCUUAUAAAAAGGAUGCCACAUCCACAGUGGAGUUUCUUGUGAGCCCCGUCACAGUCACAGACAUCAAACAGUACCUGCGCUCCAAAGACGUCCCCUUCCACGAUGGAUACAGCUGCCUCCACAUCCCCAGCAUCUUCGUCCAGCCGUCCUCCAGGGGGGACAGCUUCUCCCUGUUCAUCGACAAAACCACGGGGCAGUUUCUGUGUAAGGACACGCUGGUGGAGGGGAACUGGGAGGAUCUGCAGGACUGCCUGGAGGUGAUGCAGAAGGAGGAGCAGGACUCCCUCAGCCCCCGUGUGCUGCUGGGAUACCCGGAGACCGCGGAGGAGCAGGAUGAGAGGGAGAGGGAGCAGAGGGAGGUGCAGAGGAUCUGGUCCAGCUCCGUGCCCUUCACUGACCUCCCUGAAGACGAGGCUCAGCUUAUUAAGACCAUGUUCCAGAUCACAAAGGUCUCUAAUGCAACACUGAAGAAGUUUGGCGUGCAUCUCUUCAAGCCCACAAAGAGUCUGGUUUUCCCGUGGUUUGGCGGACCCGACUCCUCCCUGAAGGGGGUGAAGCUCCUCUCCGCUCAAAGCUCAAACACGGACAAAGUGACGUAUAAUGAAGCUACGGUCCCAAAGAGUAACUCUUACUACAACCUGUUCGGCCUCCCGCUGGUGGGCCGUAUGGACGCGGAGGUGGUGCUGACUGGACACGAGCUGGACACUCUGGCAGUGAGCCAGGCCACCGGACUCCCCAGCGUGGCUCUCCCCCGCGGGGUCAGCUGCCUCCCGCCCAUCCUGCUGCCUUACCUGGAACAGUUCAAACGGGUGACCCUGUGGCUCGGGGGCGACAUCCGCUCCUGGGAGGCGUCAAAGAUCUUCUCACGGAAGCUGGGUCUGCGGCGCUGCUCGCUGGUGCGGCCCGGGGAGUUCAGGCCGUGUCCCAUGGAGGCGCUGGCUCAGGGGAAGAACUUCAGCCAGAUCAUCAAGUCCUCCAUCCCAGCGGCCCACAAGUCCAUCGUGUCCUUCAAGCAGCUCAGAGAGGACGUGUACGGGGAGCUGAUGAACACGGAGCAGGUGGCCGGAGUCAAGUGGACCAGGUUUCCGGAGCUCAACAGGAUCAUGAAGGGUCACCGCAAAGGAGAGCUGACUGUUUUCACAGGUCCUACAGGCAGUGGGAAGACCACCUUCAUCAGCGAGGUUGCUCUGGACCUUUGCAUGCAGGGCGUCAACACGUUGUGGGGCAGCUUUGAGAUCAACAACGUGCGUCUGGCGAAGAUCAUGCUGACGCAGUUUGCCAUGCAGCGGCUGGAGGAAAACUUGGAGCAGUACGACUUCUGGGCAGACAAGUUUGAGGAGCUUCCUCUUUACUUUAUGACUUUCCACGGACAGCAGAACAUCAAGACGGUGCUGGACACUAUGCAGCAUGCUGUCUACAUGUAUGACAUCAACCAUGUCAUCAUCGACAACCUGCAGUUCAUGAUGGGGCAGGAAAACCUCUCAGUGGACAAGUUUGCGGUGCAGGAUCACAUCAUCGGAGCGUUCAGGAAGUUUGCCACCAACAGCAGCUGCCACGUCACUCUGAUCAUCCACCCCAGGAAAGAGGAGGACGACCGAGAGCUGCAAACUGCGUCCAUCUUUGGUUCGGCAAAGGCCAGCCAAGAGGCCGAUAACGUCCUCAUCCUGCAGGAGAAGAAGCUGGUGACGAGUCCCGGCCGCAGGUCCCUGCAGGUGACCAAGAACCGCUUUGACGGAGACGUGGGCAUCUUCCCUCUGGAUUUCAUCAAGUCCUCGCUCACUUUCGCAACUCCCAUGAAGGGCAAACAUAAGCUGAGGAAGGUCACUGUCAAGCUGGAAAAUGAGGAAGCAGAGGGAAAAGAGGUGGCGGGAAAGAAACAGGAGGGUAAAAAAGACAAAGUGGCCAAAACGACAAAGACUCCACGAGCUAUUAAGACUCCUGCAACUGGGAAUGGAAGUAUGCAGAAGGAACAAUAAUACAGUAUAAUUCAUCGGCAGCGUGGAUCACCGCUUCAGUAUUUACAUUUGAAGGUUGGAAAAAGAGGAUGAUGAUGAGAAAGUGUUACGUCCGUAACGCGGGGUUCAACUAAGCUGAACAAUCGUUGAAAGAAUGCAAAAUGAUUUCCAUAAAUAUGAGAUAACAGCUCUGAUUGUUGUUCACAAUCAAACGUAUAGUUAAUAUCCAGAAGGAUGGCUCAACAAGUAUGUGACUUAAUGAUGCUGAAGUGUAAUUAAGCUUUUCCAUGCAGCUAUUACUGUUCAUUAAAGGGACAGUUCACCCUAAAAUCAAAACUACACAUAUAUAUAUAUAUAUGUAAUUGCGAUAU